CGUGUAAAAUUAAAGAAAUUGCAUUUAUUUAAGAAAAUAUAAUAAAAAAAGUGAACAAAUUGGCACUAAUUCGAAAUGAGUGAUAUGGAAAUAUCCUCAAUGGGUAUUACUCAGAAUUUACCCCCAGACUCUUACGACACCGUGGCAAAUAUGGGUGCUCCAUCUGGAAUUAUCUUGGAAGAUAUUUAUCAUGAAAAAUCUGAUAAUAAAAAAUCGAAAAGCUCAAAGGAUGGUCGUUCUCCAUCAAAGUCGAAAGACUAUGGCAGAGAUAGAGACAGGAGCGAUAGAGAUCGUGAGGAUAGGGACAAAAGUCGAAAGAAAAGGGAUCGUUCCAGGGACAAAGAACGUGAAAAAGAUAAAGAUAGGGAUCGUAUACGUGACCGCGACCGUGACAGAGAACGUGAUCGUAAACGUGAAAGUCGAGAACGUAGUGAUAGAACCAAUGAUCGUGACGCGGACCGAGAUCGUCAUCGUAAAGAUCGAGAACGUGAUUCACGUUCACAUCGUAGUAGAUCUCGGACAUACGAUGGCUACGAUGCAAGACGUGGUGGUCGGCGACGUUCCCGAAGCCGUGAUAAAGAUCGUGACCGUCGAAGGGAUUAUCGUGAAAGAGAUCGAGAACGUGAACGUUCUCGUAGUCGUAGUCAUGACCGUUCCAAAAGACGAUCUAGUCGUGAUCGUACUCGCAGUCGUGAACGUGAUCGUAUACGCCGCAGUCCUUCACGUGAAAGAUUCCCAAAUUUAGUUUUGGCACCUAUAAAGGAAGAGGUACCACAAACACGUUUUGACUUGACACAAACUAUACAGGAACUUAUGAGCAGUACUUCAAACAAUAAGCACUUUGCUGCCCUAUUCAAUUGCAAUAACAGCAACGAUUCAACUUCAAAUGGACCAACAGAAAUGUCACUAGAAGAAGCUGCUGAACGUAGACGACGUAGAAAAUCUCGUUGGGGUGGUACUGAAAAUGAUAAAACAUUUAUACCCGGCAUGCCGACUAUAUUACCAUCUACAUUGGAUCCUACUCAACAAGAAGCAUAUUUAGUUCAACUACAAAUUGAGGAAAUAAGCCGUAAGCUGCGCACUGGCGAAUUGGGUAUACCACAGAAUCCGGAAGAAAGGUCUCCCUCUCCGGAACCAAUUUAUAGUUCCGAUGGCAAACGGUUGAAUACACGUGAAUUCCGCUAUCGCAAGAAAUUGGAAGAACAGAGGCAUCAAUUGAUACAGAAAAUGCAGGCCGUUAAUCCUGACUUUAAACCGCCAGCAGAUUACAAGCCACCAGUAACACGCGUUAUUGACAAAGUUUUAAUACCCCAAGAACAACAUCCUGAUAUUAAUUUUGUGGGUCUUUUAAUUGGUCCUCGUGGUAACACAUUAAAAGCCAUGGAAAAAGAAACUGGCGCUAAAAUUAUUAUCAGAGGUAAAGGUUCUGUCAAGGAGGGCAAGGUGGGUCGCAAAGAUGGUCAACCUUUGGCUGGAGAAGAUGAGCCUUUGCAUGCUUUCAUUACUGCACCCAAUCCCGAGGCGGUAAAAAAGGCUGUCGAUAAAAUAAAAGAUGUCAUAAGACAAGGCAUUGAGGUGCCCGAAGGUCACAAUGAUUUGCGACGCAUGCAAUUGCGUGAAUUGGCGCAGCUUAAUGGUACACUUCGAGAAACAGAUUGUCCAAAUUGUGGUUCGACUGAACACAAGUCUUGGCUUUGUCCUGAUAAACUAAAUGUCACCAAUAGCAUUGUUUGUACUUCAUGUGGUGGAGCUGGUCAUAUUUCUAAAGAUUGUCGCAGCAAACGUCCUGGCGCCGGUAUUAUGGGUGAAGUGACCGAAAACUCUCAAGCUAAAAUUGAUGAAGAAUAUCUUAGUUUAAUGGCUGAAUUGGGCGAAGGACCACCGCCCUCAGCCGCACAAAAGCCUUCGGCUGAUCCCUUAGCACAAGCUCAUAUUAAUAGAGGUUAUAGUAUUUUUGAUAAAAAACCCAACACUAUGCAAGCUAUUCAAGCACCACCACCAGGACCACCAAGUGGUAUGCCACCGGCUGGUUUAAAUGUUAUAGCACCGCCACCACCAAUACCACCAGCAUGGGGACAAUCAUCGAAUGUACCGCCCAUGGGUAUGCCACCAUUAAUUCCGCCUCCACCAACAUCACAGCCUCCACCGCCAGCUCCGCCACCAGUAAUGCCUUGGAUGAAUGCUGCCCAACCUCCUCCACCAGGUGGUGAUCCGCCACCACCACCCGGUACUGGCCCAUUACAACCACCAGGCACUGGAGCUAUGCCACCAUUACUACCACCCCCACCAGGUACUGGACUUCCAGGUGGUUUGCCACCAUGGCCCGGAGCGCCUGGUUUAAUGCCACCAGGUUUUCCAGCUUGGGGUGCAGUACCUGGUGCCUAUGCACCUCCGCCACCACCACCCCCUUGCGGCCCACCACCACCAGGUCUGAGUGGGCUAUCUCAACCGCCACCACCACCUCCGCCAUCCGCAUAAACAGUGGAGUGAGUUGAAGCAAAAUUCUAAAGUGAAUACGAAAAUCUACAAAAUUAAAACUUUGUCAAUUGGUUGAGGACUUGAAAAGUGUUGCAAUCAAUUAAACCGACAGACAGUCGACAAUGAAUAAAUAGUAUACAUCUACUAUCUCUUAAAGUAAAUUUAAGUAUAUAUAUUUAAAAAAUAGUUUGUGUUUUAUCUUUUCCAUAAAACAAGUAGAAAGCUUAAAUUUCUACUAGUGAAAAUUGAAUUUUAUCGAGUAAUUAAACCAAAUUAGUAAUGAAUCAAAAUUUAAAAAAACUCAAGCUAUUUUAAUAAAUUCAAUUAUAUUGCUUUAAUUUUAAAUUGACUAUGCAAAUGCAUACAUAUAUAUGUAUGUAUCACUAAAGCAUAAUUGGUAGAAAUAAAUACAAUUAAGAUGUUUCAUUUUUAAUGUAAACAAAAUAUUUAAAUCCUUACAUUUGACUAUAAUCAAUAAAGUUUAAAGUAAAUUAAA
Molecule: messenger RNA, 2974 nt
Organism: Calliphora vicina (urban bluebottle blowfly)
Lineage: Eukaryota; Metazoa; Arthropoda; Insecta; Diptera; Calliphoridae
Gene: SF1
Product: splicing factor 1
Exons: 6
Coding region: 76-2478 (800 amino acids)
Biological process (GO): regulation of mRNA splicing, via spliceosome
Cellular component (GO): nucleus
Molecular function (GO): mRNA binding; zinc ion binding
Source: RefSeq, a predicted model, not a curated record